AGUACGCAUUUCAACAUAUCCGCGCACGGACGUUCGGCUUGUGUUCUGAUAAGCCGGCACAAAAAUAUUUCUUGAAACCGAUCACGCGUCGGAAAGAAAAACCGUCCUGAUUAUUUAUUAACCUGCAUAGUGUUUGUCAAGAAAAGGUAUUUUUAUAUAGUUUUAUUGACUUGUUAAGUAUAAUAGCUGUGUAAAAUAAAAUGCUGCUAGUUGCUUCGUUUUAGUGCAGUGAAAUGGAUUAUUCUCAUUAGUUUUUCACCGAGUGUAUAAUGUCGAAAACUUUAAACGCAUAUAGAAUAAAGAAGAUCGAGUCUUUAGGCAGGAUGACGGCGAUGACGCAGGAGGAGAUGGUGGCCGGCGCUAGGACAGUGGCCGCCGGCCUCGAGGCCCUGAGGGCGGAACACGCGCAAUUGCUAGCCGGCCUCGCAGCCAACACUGACCACGAGCACGAGAAGGCCGCGCUCGUCAAGAAGAGCAUCGAUGCUAUUGAAUUAGGUCUCGGUGAAGCACAGGUGAUGAUGACCCUGGCCUCCCAUCUUCAAUUGGUCGAGGCAGAGAAACAAAAGCUACGGACACAAGUCCGUCGGCUGUGUCAGGAGAAUGCUUGGCUUCGGGAUGAGUUGGCGGCGGCGCAACAACGCCUGCAAGCCUCCGAACAGAGGGUAGCUCAGCUCGAGGAGGAGAAUAAGCAUCUGCAGUUUAUGGCUUCUAUCCGCAAAUACGACAGUGAUGUCACAGAAGAGUCUGAGAGCAAUCGCGGUGGCCAAGGCGAGAGUAAACGCGACGACCCCAUGGUUGAUCUAUUCCCAGAUGAUGACCAUGAAGACAAUAGGAAUAACAAAUCCAUGUCGCCCACGCCACCAUCUCAGUUCGCUCAGCAAGUGAAUGCUGGUUAUGAGAUACCCGCUAGGCUGCGAACCUUGCACAAUUUGGUGAUCCAGUAUGCGUCACAAGGACGCUACGAAGUCGCAGUGCCACUUUGCAAGCAAGCUCUUGAAGAUCUGGAGAAAACCUCGGGCCAUGAUCAUCCCGACGUUGCUACAAUGCUCAACAUAUUGGCUUUGGUUUACAGAGACCAAAAUAAAUAUAAAGAAGCGGCAAACUUGUUGAAUGAUGCAUUGUCUAUUCGUGAAAAAACUCUCGGAGAGAACCAUCCCGCUGUCGCUGCGACUCUCAAUAACCUGGCUGUGCUCUAUGGGAAACGAGGCAAGUAUCGUGAGGCGGAGCCGCUGUGUAAGCGUGCAUUAUGCAUACGCGAGGCCGUACUCGGCCGUGACCAUCCCGACGUGGCCAAACAACUGAACAAUCUCGCGCUACUCUGUCAGAAUCAGAAUAAAUAUGAGGAAGUGGAACAAUACUACCAGCGUGCACUAGAGAUUUACGAGAGCAAGCUUGGACCGGACGAUCCUAACGUUGCCAAGACAAAGAAUAAUCUCGCUUCUUGCUAUCUCAAGCAGGGCAAGUACAAAGAAGCAGAGACAUUAUACAAACAGGUGCUGACACGAGCUCACGAAAGAGAAUUCGGAACUAUUGAUGGAGACAACAAACCGAUUUGGCAAGUAGCCGAGGAGAGAGAGGAGAAUAAACAUCUACAGAAAGAAAACGCACCGUACGGUGAAUACGGCGGUUGGCAUAAAGCUGCAAAGGUUGACUCACCUACUGUUACGACUACUUUGAAGAAUCUAGGCGCCCUCUACCGGCGUCAAGGCAAAUACGAAGCUGCCGAAACCCUCGAGGACUGUGCUCUACGCAGCCGAAAAGAGCCGGGCACGAAUCAAGCGAGCGAACCACGCAUGAACCUAAAAUCAAAGUUGUUCAAUGCGCUAGGGAUCAACACAGGGAGCACUUCGCCGCACCAGUAGUCUAAGAUUUAGCUAUUUAGAGCUUAUUAUAAGAACUCACUCGCUUUUAAUGUAUGCGAUCCUCUUACACACGUGUUUUACCACAAAGUAACGACUACAUAUCAUGUUAACUAGUUAUUGGUUAAAAAAGUAUCUUUUCUUCUUUAACUUUCUUUAAUGAAAAAUGUUUGAAAAAUCCAUUAGCCUCGGCUACUCAGGUAGCUGGUUGAUGUUUAUCAGUAUAGCAUUGUGAAUGCAAAAAUGUUGAGAAGUUCACUCGUUUAAAGUAUCUCUGGUCAUAAGUGAAGGGUGAAACCAAAUCUAAUUAGC
Diatraea saccharalis (sugarcane borer) is the source of this 2171-nucleotide messenger RNA. The record is from the annotation of a GenBank genome assembly. Lineage: Eukaryota; Metazoa; Arthropoda; Insecta; Lepidoptera; Crambidae.